Scedosporium apiospermum is the source of this 990-nucleotide messenger RNA. RefSeq lists its product as uncharacterized. The coding region runs from base 1 to 990 and encodes 329 amino acids. The record is from RefSeq and is a predicted model, not a curated record. NCBI's taxonomy places the organism in Eukaryota, Fungi, Ascomycota, Sordariomycetes, Microascales, Microascaceae. The transcript is spliced from 3 exons.
AUGAGUUCCGCAGCCCCCGCCACAGCUCCUACCCAGGAGAAAGGAAAAGAGAAGGAGAAGAAGGGUGUUGGCAAGCUUCUCUCGCGAAUGAAGACCGUACUUAAGAAGGGCGAGAGCUCCACCAGAAGGUUUUCCAUCAUUGGAUCCAAGACGCAUAAGAAGGGCGAAUCCUCUGAGCAGAAGACGGAAACCAAGCCGGAGCCCGAAGGUGUUACUAAGAUUCCUAGAAGUCAGUUGUACGAACAGCGCGCCAAGCAGCUCGGUGAGCGAUUCGGACUUCAACUCUACCCCGGUGACUGGUAUUCCACUGAAGGAGAUGCCCUUCGUGUCGAGAAGCCGAUCCGAAUGCGAGUAAGACGCAACUGCCACCUGUGCAACGCUACUUUCGGUGUAGCCAAGGAAUGUCCCAACUGUCAGCAUGUCCGCUGCAAGCAGUGCUCUCGUUAUCCUCCCAAGAGGACCGAGGCCGAGAAACAGGCAAGUCGCGAGCGAAGAGCCGCCAAGGCCAAGGAACUUGAAGAGAACCCUCCUAUUGCCGUCGAUUAUCGUCAUGAUGAUGGAAAGACACCUGAGCUCAGGAUCCCACCUAAGUGUGGCACUCAGGAUCUUAUCUACAAGAAGCCCCGUCAGCGUGUGCGUAGGAACUGUCACGAGUGCGGUACCCUCUUCACCACGGGAACCAAGCUCUGCGCCAACUGCGGACAUAUCCGCUGCACAGAUUGUCCCAGAGAUCCUGCCAAGAAGAAGAAGUAUCCUUUCGGUUAUCCUGGCGACGAAUUUGGGCCAAAUGCCAUCCCCCAUCACGAGUGCCACGAAUGCAAGACGAUUUUCCCAGGUGGCGUGCCCAAUGGUACUGCCUGCCAGUCUUGUCAGCAUGCCAAGUGCGAGAAAUGCCCGCGACUAAAACCCCGACGAGUCGAGCCCCAGCCAGAUGCCGAUGUCCUCAAACAGGUCGAAGAAAAGCUUGCUAAGCUCAAGGUUGGCGGGUAG